Molecule: messenger RNA, 1455 nt
Organism: Dendrobium catenatum
Lineage: Eukaryota; Viridiplantae; Streptophyta; Magnoliopsida; Asparagales; Orchidaceae
Product: inositol 3-kinase
Exons: 2
Coding region: 79-1185 (368 amino acids)
Biological process (GO): myo-inositol hexakisphosphate biosynthetic process
Molecular function (GO): kinase activity
Source: RefSeq, a predicted model, not a curated record
GAUUCUCUCUGUCUUUCUCUUUCUCUCUUCUUCCUUUUUCUAUCUAACACGGAAUGUAGCAGAAGCACACCCAUCUCCAUGGGGCGAGAAGAGGACACCAUGGAAGAUCACUGCCUCCCGAAAUCGUCGAUGGCCGGGGGUGGCCUGAUCGUCGGAAACUACUGCCAUGAUGUCCUCUUCCGCGACGGCGUCGUCGUUGGCGAAGGUCUCGGCGGCGCUGCCUCCUUUCUCUCUAACGUUCUCGAUCCCCUCUCCUCAAACCCCUCUCUCUACAUAUCUAAGGUCGGUCCCGACUUCAGCUACUCAGUAUCGCACGCCCCCAUAACUUCCACCACUUCUCAAACCACCCUCUUCCACGCCCACUUUCCUUCCACCCCCGGCGGAGGCUACCACGGCGACCGCGUACUCCACUGUAUCCGCACCUGCGAACCGAUCCUCCCUUCAGAUAUCCCCUCCUAUAAAUUUGAAUUCGGACUCGCUGCUGGAGUUGCCGGGGAGAUUCUCCCGGAAACCCUAGCCCGCAUGCUCGAUCUGUGCCGCGUCAUGUUCGUGGAUGUGCAGGGGCUAAUUCGGAUUUUUGAUUCCGAAGACGGUGCCGUGGGGCUCAUUCCGCUGAGGAGCACCGCUUUUUUCGAGCUUAUUCCUCGAAUCGGAUUUCUUAAGGCUUCGGCAGAGGAAGCACCGUUCUUGGAUUUAGAGGAAUUGAGGAAGGUUUGCUGCGUGAUAGUGACGGAGGGGAAGAAUGGGUGCAGCGUGUAUUGGAAUGAUGGGGAGGUGAAUGUUGCACCAUUUCCAGCUGUUCAGAUUGAUCCGACUGGCGCUGGAGAUAGUUUUUUGGGUGGGUUUGUGGUGGGAUUGAGCUGGGGUUUGGCCGUGCCGGAUGCUGCACUUCUAGGGAAUUUCUUUGGCGCGUUAACUGUAGGCCAGAUUGGAAUUCCCAAGUUCGAGCUGAGCUUGCUAAAGGCUGUGAGGCAAGAACUGGAGAGAAGGGGAAACCAAUAUUCAGGACAGUGUCAGAGAAAAUUGUCUGUAAGUUAUCAGAAAUCAGUUUCUCAUAAAGAUUUCCAAGAAUUCCUAUUUAGAACUGCUGAGUUAUAUGGAAGUAGCGAUGGAAAAAGAGAUAGUAAACAUAUAGGAGACAAUGGCUUGUGUGAGGUACAUGAAGGACAUAGCAAAAUACUUUAAAACGAAAUUUUUAUCACAGUUUUGAUUGCCAAAUUGACCACUAUUAUGGAUGUAGCUGGCUUGCUCUUCAAAUUCGAAUAAAUAUUCCUUGAAAUUCUGUCAUACAAGAAUCCUUGAACUAUAAUAGAGCUAAGUUCAUUAGAGUAGUUUGUACUCCUUCACUGUAAUAGCUCUAUCUCUACAUCCUCAAUGUAAGACAAUUAAUUGCUAUAACAAUUUUCUUGUAUUUUUGCUAAUGUGAUUACCACUGCUUCUAUUUCUCUUGUUCAA